Molecule: messenger RNA, 1137 nt
Organism: Akanthomyces muscarius
Lineage: Eukaryota; Fungi; Ascomycota; Sordariomycetes; Hypocreales; Cordycipitaceae
Exons: 1
Coding region: 1-1137 (378 amino acids)
Biological process (GO): rRNA base methylation
Cellular component (GO): cytoplasm
Molecular function (GO): rRNA (uridine-N3-)-methyltransferase activity
Source: RefSeq, a predicted model, not a curated record
AUGGGAGGCAAACGGCGCAAGCUUCAGCUGAAGCGAGAAAGGGCCGGUGGCAAAGGCGGCGGGCCCAAGAUCCCGACGCCGCGCGGCUUUAUCCCCAACCGGCACUCGGACAAGCCUCUGGCUGCCGCAGGCCCAGGGAGCGGCGGCGUCGGCUUCCAGCAGCCGCAGAGCCGCAAGACGAGCAAGAAGACGCAGGAACAGCGGGAGCGGCAGCUGCAGCGCAACCAGGAGAACCCGACGAUUCCGUUUGACGCCGCCGACGACCGCAUCCUGCUGGUCGGCGAAGGGGACCUGAGCUUCGCGGCGUCGCUCGUCCACCACCACCGCUGCCGGCACGUCACGGCGACGGUGCUGGACCGCGACCACGCCGAGCUCGUGGCCAAGUACCCAUCUGCAGACGCCAACAUUGCCAUUUUCCACGGCGAGAAGAAGCCAGACGCAAAGAAGGUGGCGGACGCAGAGGACAAGGACGGUGACGACGACGACGACGACGACGACGAGGCGCCGAAAGCAACGGCAGCAUCUGACGACUCUGAAAGCGACAGCGACGCCGACUACGACAGCUACGGCAACCGCCACCCGCGCCCUCCGCCGACCAACCGCCUUCUCUACAACACUGACGCCACCAAGCUGCCCCCCUCCCUCGGCAAGCCCCAUCCCUUUGACCGCAUCCUCUUCAACUUCCCGCACGUCGGCGGCAAGUCGACCGACGUCAACCGCCAGGUGCGCUACAACCAGGAGCUGCUCGUCGCCUUCUUCCAGCGCGCGGUGCCGCUCCUCGCGCCCGGCGGCAGCAUCGUCGUCACGCUCUUCGACGGCGAGCCGUACACGCUGUGGAACGUCAAGGACCUGGCGCGCCACGUCGGCCUGCAGGCCGACGCCAGCUUCCGCUUCCUGGCGCGCGCGUACCCGGGGUACCGCCACGCGCGGACCAUUGGCGUGAUUCGGAGCAAGAAGGGCGCCGGUGCGGAGGGCGGCGCGUGGAGGGGCGAGGAUCGGCCGGCGAGGAGCUACGUGUUUGUGAAAAAGGGCGACGUGCUGAGGAAGCCAAAGAAUCAGCAGCAGCCGGUGAAGAAGCGCAAGAGGAGCGGUAGUGAUGACGAGGCGGACUCGAGUGAGGAUGAUCUGGACGAUUAG